AUGACGCAAUUGUCGUCCUUUUGGCUGGUGUCUCUGACGCCAGGUGUCAUCAUCUCCCGGCUCGUUUGCAUUGACGAGAUGCAAAACCAGUCGGAGAAGCGACGGCCGGGCGAUGGCAAGAAGAGUCUGCGAUGGCCGUCGCUUCCGGACGAAGUUCUCCUCUCCAAGACUCCCAAAUGGUUGAAAUCCCUGUCGUUUCACCACCGACAUAAUUCGCCAGUGUCCAGUGCCAGUUUCGUUCUCCCCAAAUUGCCCGGCAGCGACAAUCACUUCCAUCAGCCGGAAGAGGAAUCCAGCGACGUCCAGACGGGUCAAGUUCAUUUGCCUCCGUUGUGCUUCUCAUCCGGCAGCAGUAGCACGGAUGACAAGGCCAGAUCUUCUUGGCUUCUGCCCACCUUUCCGGCCUUCCAUCGCAAAGAAGUUUACCACCGACAGGCCGCCGCCAGAGAACGGCGCCAGCUGUCGGCCAAACUCGCCCGUCUACCGCCCAUCACCACCACCACCAGCAGCAGUAGCACAUCUCCUCCGCCAACUGUCCAGUCGUCAUCCGCACCUCCACCGCGAUCUCCCCGAGGUGUGGAAGGGACGAGCGUGACUUUGCUGUCGAGUCGGAGCGGUCCAACGAGAGGAGAAGAAGAGGAGGAAGAACAGCAGGUCAAGAUGCCGGGAACCAUCACUGACGUUGGCCAUCGUAAUGUCCAUUUAUGGUCCGUCGGUAGGCGAACAAGAGAAGAAGAAGAAGACGAUGAUGAACGAAGAGAAAAGGCGGAACUGAUGGCGCUGCUGAGGCCGGUGGUCUCCAUAUCGGGUCAUCACGCAACACCACCACCAGUCGACGAAAGUUACCAGCCGACUAGAACAACGGCCGGAUCGUCACGUGACCCACCGACUCCUACUGCUGCUGCUGCUGCUGGGCCUUCGACUCUUGUUAACAACACAACAACAGCCGACGACUUUCAGUGGACCAUCGAAUGGACGCCGAGUGCGGACGUCUUCCGACACCAUUCCGCCACCAGUCCGUCCUCAUCACGUUCUUCCGCUUCGGAUGCUGACGAAUUGAUUGGAGACGAAGAGAUGGCCGCUCCGUGGCCAGUCGAGCGGCAUUGGCGGAGUGGCAGCGCUGCCAGCCGAGUCCGACAUUCUCCACCGAUUGCAUCGCCAACGCCAACCAGUCGAAAUGAAACAAAAGCCGAGCUCCCGCUGUUGGCUUAUUCCACUUCGCCGCCAGUUCCGGCACUCCGAGCCAAAACGGCACAUCCUUCCAUGUCUUCGGCGGAAGAGGAUCAGCUGACGGCCAGCCAACAACAACAACACUACCACCACCAAGAGCAGCCGGAUCGCCAAGAUUCCGAGGAAAUCAUCGAAGAGAUCGAACACGUUUUCGAUGAAAUCGAUAUCCAAUCCUUCGAUGAUGAAUCGCCCGGCGUCCAUCACAGUCGGUUAAAAGAAGAUCCAGACGACCGUCUGGAACUGGAUGACGACACGUCCGUCUUUGGCGGAGUCCAGCUGGAGCAGCUGAAAAAGCUCCUGCACCAGAAUUCCGGCGGAAACAACAACGAAGUGGCCGAGGAAGUCGACGAUUGCGACGGCAAAGAAACGACGUCGUCGUCUCCGACCUUCCGCCAAGAUCCGUCGAUGGCCGAGCAGUUGCUGGCCGUCCAGCCGGAUUGCCUGCCCAAUGCGGUCCAGCAGCAUCAGUACUUGUAUCAUCCGGAUGACCGGCCAAUCAGCCGCAGUCCGCGUGUCGUCCACAGUCCCGUCCUCGGCCAAAGCGAAUCUUCAAUCCGGCGGGCGUUUGUCUUCGAAGAAGAAGAGGAAGUGCCGGAAGAGUUUGACGAUCCGGCAGAAGCUUCCGCCAGAUUGGUGGCUCCUCCCAUCCAGGCCAAGAGCCGCUCGGUGGCUUCGUUCGCCAGCCGCAAUACCCCGUCACCUGAUGAGAAUGGCCGCCGCCAGAGGUCUCUACCUACCCGAAUCACCGAGAAAUCGGUCCCGCCAGUUAAAAGGAUCGGCGUGAUGCCCUCGAGCAUUGUCAACCGUCAAAUCAAGGCCGGCCAAUCGCUAUCGCCGGCGGCUCAUAAAACCAACCGGCCCGAGAGUCCCCAAGAUCCUAAAUCAAUCCUCCAAACGGCCCUGAAGAAUAUCCACUCAUCUGAAUGGGAAGUCAAAGUUGAAGGUAUCCGACGUCUGGAGGAUCUAAUUACGGCCAACAGCGACUGUGUGGCUGCCGAACUUCACAUCGUCGUCUUGGCAUUGCUGGAGGAGAUUAAGAACUUGCGCUCCCAAGUGUCACGCGUGGCCAUCCACUCGACGGGCAAAAUGUUCCAGCACUUUGGCAAACAAAUGGAACAGGAUUUAGACCGAACGGUGCCGCUGCUCCUGAGCAAGGCCGGCGACACGAACCGGUUCAUCCGAGACGACGCCCACGCCGCUCUGAUCAACGUCACCGAAUUCGUCUCGCCGCCCAAAGCCAUCGUCGUUAUCGUCGGAGAAAGUCUAACCCACAAGAACGCGACGGUACGGGCGGAAGGAGCCAAAUUACUGGCGGCCAUCGUCGUUAAAUUGGGUCCGGCCAAGACCCUCAGCGGGGCCAAAGAUGUCACCGAGAGGAUCCUACCGGCCGCCGCCCAUUUUAUCCAAGAUGGCAGUCUAGAAGCCAGGGCCCAGGCCAAGAAGAUUUUCAGCGUCGUCAUCGAGGAUCCCAUUUUCGACAAGGCCAUGCAAAAGUAUCUGUCGCCGUCCACCAUCCGCAACAUCCAGCGGACGCUGGAUACACUCCGCAAAACGAAAAUGUACUAAAAUGUUUAAUCCCCCUGAUUAAUUUGAUGAACAAAAGAAUAUUCGUUCCAGGCAGCCAGGGUUACAUAAAUUGUACACCACAAUUUUUUUAUUAUUAAGUUUGAUAUCGAUGUGAUUGUUUUUUGCGUCCUAAAAUUAGAUAUUAUACCAUUUCACUAAAUGUGAAAUGAUUGGAAGGGAGGGGAUUGUUGAUUUAUUUAUUGGAUUGUAAUUACAUCUUUAAAUUAUUUGCGUUGUUGGGUGGGGUUGGCUAAAUUUAGGAUUCGAUUGAAAUGCAGUUAUUAAGUUUGUAGUUAAAUAGUUAAAAAAGAAGACUUGUUGGGAGCCAAUGACAAUGAUGUGAACUCGUGUGAUCAAACAGGAAAAGAAAUAAAUGUACAGUUGGAUUAAAUUUGAAAAAAAAAGAAAAUGAAUUCUUCGAAUUAAAGCAAUUAUUUUUCUAAUCAGCAAACAAACCCAAUUCGAUUUU
This is a messenger RNA of Daphnia pulicaria, 3265 nucleotides long. RefSeq lists its product as uncharacterized. The coding region runs from base 1 to 2796 and encodes 931 amino acids. Gene Ontology annotation, biological process: microtubule cytoskeleton organization. The record is from RefSeq and is a predicted model, not a curated record. The transcript has 10 exons. Gene Ontology annotation, molecular function: microtubule binding. Lineage: Eukaryota; Metazoa; Arthropoda; Branchiopoda; Diplostraca; Daphniidae. Gene Ontology annotation, cellular component: cilium; cytoplasmic microtubule.